Manis javanica (Malayan pangolin) is the source of this 1627-nucleotide messenger RNA. It is a transcript of the gene POLR1F, whose product is annotated as RNA polymerase I subunit F. Gene Ontology annotation, cellular component: RNA polymerase I complex. Gene Ontology annotation, biological process: DNA-templated transcription; transcription elongation by RNA polymerase I; DNA-templated transcription initiation. The record is from RefSeq and is a predicted model, not a curated record. Lineage: Eukaryota; Metazoa; Chordata; Mammalia; Pholidota; Manidae.
UAUUAUACUGUCCAAGCUUGUAAAGUUCACCAAUCACCGUACUUUUGUAAAUGACUAAAGUGUGAACCCCUAUCAAAUAUACAAAAUAAAUCUAAUGGGGACGUUAGCAAAAACACAGGUUUUUUGGUACCUAAGAGACAAGGUGAUUGGCUUUCGAGCACGCGCAAUACGUAACGAUAGGCUCCCCCUCCCCGAAUCCUCCAAGCGUCAGGAGUUGUUUCCCCCUGCUGGUCGGAACUGAGUAAGGCAACGCAAGGAGAGAAAUUUUCUAGGGGCGUGUCAGCUGGUGGAUGACGUAAGACCGGGCGUCAGGAGAAAGGAGGUUCUGAUGCGUCAGUGGCGCGCGCCGUGGGAAAGCUGGCAAGCCUCAUGGCUGCAGGUAGUUCAGAGGCUCCGCGGCCGAAGGCGGCCUCUGAGGGGCCGGGGGUGGGACCGGCCGGCGCCCUGCCUUGCCUCGAGCUGCCGACCUACGCUGCCGCUUGCGCCCUGGUGAACAGCCGCUACUCCUGCCUGGUGGCGGGGCCGCACCGAAGGCACAUCGCGCUGUCGCCGCGCUACCUUCACCGGAAACGCACGGGUAUCAGAGAACAGCUCGACGCUGAGCUCCUGCGCUAUUCUGAGAGCCUUUUAGGUGUCCCCAUUGCAUAUGAUAAUAUCAAAGUAGUAGGCGAACUGGGAGAUAUUUAUGAUGAUCAAGGACACAUUCAUCUUAACAUUGAAGCGGAUUUUGUUAUUUUCUGCCCUGAACCAGGACAAAAGCUUAUGGGUACGGUUAAUAAAGUGUCUUCCAGCCACAUUGGCUGUUUAGUACAUGGGUGUUUCAAUGCCUCCAUCCCUAAACCUGAGCAGAUGCCAGCUGAGCAGUGGCAGACCCUGGAGAUAAACAUGGGUGAUGAACUAGAAUUUGAAGUAUUUCGUUUAGACUCAGAUGCUGCUGGAGUUUUCUGCAUUCGGGGAAAACUAAAUGUCACUAGUGUACAAACCAAGUGUUCUGUACCUGCUGAAGAAGUAACGGAAACUGGUACCGAAGAAGCUGUUGGAAAACCUCCAAAGAAGAAAAAGAAGAAGAAGAAAGCCCCAGAGCCAUGUGAAGCGGAAGGUGGUAGCACAGCUGGUGUUUCAGAUGUCACCAUGAAGGAAGAAUCAGAUCUGCAGAGUAAUGAUAAUGUGAAUGGCCUCUGGGAGGAGGAGCCGAGGAAGAAGAGGAAGAAGAAGAAGAAGCAGGACGAGCAGGAUCCUGUUUUCCAUGGCAGUGACUCCAGUGGCUACCAGAGUGACCAUAAAAAGAAAAGAAGGCACCGUGAGGAGGCUGAACUUACCCCCCUGGUGGAACGCUCCCAUAAAAGAAAAGGGAAAAGUAAUUUUCUUCAGUGCAUUUUAAAUAUGGUUCCAUUUUUAAAAGAUUGAUUUACAUACAACAGAUGAAUAAAUAUUUGAAUGCUAUGAAAUGCUUAUACUUUUUAGUAGUUUGCAAAACAGGAAACAUUGAUAGGGAGUUGAGUCUUUGGUGCUAAAAUUAUAAAACUGGUAAUCUGGGAAAUACCAAUAUUAUUAAAGUGCAAUUUUAUUGUAUACAGAAUAAAGUAGGAGCUGAUUUCACUCUCAACUCUAAUAGUCUUCCAACUUU